CAGUCACCCCUGGGAAACGGUAACGACGGCUGCUAUGCAGAAAUACCCAAACCCCAUGAACCCCAGCGUGGUUGGAGUCGAUGUCCUGCACAGACACAUCGACCCUAGCGGGAAGCUGCACAGCCACAGACUCCUCAGCACAGAGUGGGGAAUACCCUCCAUUGUGAAAUCGCUCAUUGGCACGUGUAGAACAAAGACGUACGUUCAAGAGCACUCUGUUGUUGACCCAGUGAAAAAAACAAUGGAGCUUAAAUCCAGUAAUAUUUCAUUUACAAACCUAGUGUCAGUAGACGAGAGGCUUGUCUAUAAACCACACCCUCACCAACCGGACAAAACCAUUUUGACACAAGAAGCAAUAAUAUCUGUGAAAGGUGUCAGUCUCAGCAGUUACCUAGAAGGGCUAAUGGCAAACACAAUUUCUUCCAAUGCUAAUAAAGGCCGUGAAGCACUGGAAUGGGUAAUUAAUAGACUGAAUGCUGAAAUUGAAGAGUUUGCAGCUUCUGAGAGGAACCAUGAGGAAUUCAAUGGCAGCAGCAGCAUUUGUAGAGAAAUGAUAAUAAAAAUCCCUGUAUUACUAAUGAGGUUUAACAAUCUGAAGCUUCUCUCCAAACCUAAAUACAAGUAUCCUUUGUUAUUUAAAGGCGUACUUGUGUAUUAGGCAUGUUUCAAAUUUAAUUUGGAGAAGAGCUGAAUCCUUACUAAUGAAGCUGAUGUACAAAGCCUAGUUAAUAUAUUGGUUCAGCUGGACCAAAUUUUGGUUACAGAUGGAGAAAUAAUUUUUCAAGUAUAGUUCCUGUAUUUACAUGGACACUAACUUAUAAUAUUUUCAGAUACGAAAUAGCCUCAUUUAGUGAUGAGGCUGCAUAUGGUGGAGGAAACUGGCAUGUUAAGUUAACUUCUGUGGAAUUUUUAUUUCUGUGUGACUUAUGGACUACCUCUU
Mesitornis unicolor (brown roatelo) is the source of this 940-nucleotide messenger RNA. RefSeq names its product protein slowmo homolog 2-like. Gene Ontology annotation, biological process: phospholipid transport. Gene Ontology annotation, molecular function: phosphatidic acid transfer activity. Gene Ontology annotation, cellular component: mitochondrial intermembrane space. The record is from RefSeq and is a predicted model, not a curated record. Lineage: Eukaryota; Metazoa; Chordata; Aves; Mesitornithiformes; Mesitornithidae.